Messenger RNA from Cyphellophora attinorum, 729 nucleotides. Its product is annotated as Spherulin-1A. Bases 1 to 729 code for a protein of 242 amino acids. NCBI's taxonomy places the organism in Eukaryota, Fungi, Ascomycota, Eurotiomycetes, Chaetothyriales, Cyphellophoraceae. The transcript is spliced from 3 exons. Gene Ontology annotation, molecular function: manganese ion binding. The record is from RefSeq and is a predicted model, not a curated record. Gene Ontology annotation, cellular component: cell wall.
AUGCUCCGAAACCUCGCUACCGUGACCACGUGCCUCACCCUCACCUCCGCUGUCCCCUUCUUCCCACAACUCCAACCCCGCCAGAACGAGAACCAACAAUCAUAUCCCGACAACGGCACCCUAGAUGACGCACCCAACGUCACAGCCCUGACCCGGCCCAACCCAUCAUACACCCAAGACCAACUCACCCAGAUCAAGCUCGCCUACACCGCCACCGAGCGCAUGACAUUACUGAAGUCGUACGGCGACCCCAACGACUACUUCAAGUUCGACCUCACUCCGAAUGGCUCAGCAUCAAACGCCGCCAACGGUCUCGGCGGGCAGGGCUAUCUCGCUCAUGUGGGCAACUACCCAGUCCUGAUGGGCACCGGCUUGUCAGUAGCCAUCGGCUACCUCAAUCCCUGCGGUCUCGACAGCAUGCACAUCCACAAUCGUGCAACCGAGAUGGUCACCCUCGUCGCCGGCACUUCCCUCAAGACUGGCUUCGUGCUGGAAGACGGCUUCGACCUCCCAAUCUACACCGAAAUCGGCCUCUACCAAGGCACCAUCCGCCCCCAAGGCAGCAUCCACUGGGAAUUCAACGACAACUGCGAGCCCGCCGUCUUCGUUGCCUCCCUCAGCAACGAAGAUCCCGGCGUCUCCCGCACAGCACAAAACUUCUUCAUCAACAACGCCACAGUCGGCGCAGCUGCCGGCGGCGUUUGCGCAGGGGGCGAAGGAGUGUUAUAG